Molecule: messenger RNA, 743 nt
Organism: Fomitiporia mediterranea MF3/22
Lineage: Eukaryota; Fungi; Basidiomycota; Agaricomycetes; Hymenochaetales; Hymenochaetaceae
Exons: 6
Coding region: 159-743 (194 amino acids)
Source: RefSeq, a predicted model, not a curated record
AGCGCAUCUUUCAGAGUGCAUGGAGUGGCUGUGAUGGUUACACAGCACCUAACUGCAUCAGCACGGUGUCGUCACUACGGGCAGCUCUCUACACGUCUUAGCUAGGCUGGCCUGGCAACUGGCUGUAUUGCCCUGCUUCAUACGAGUCGAAAUAGAUCAUGGAUUCAACUGUUGGAAUACCCGACGACGGCGAGCACGUACAGGAGCCACAAGCACAAACUCUCGAAGAAACGUAUAUCAUGCUUCCGGGUCAAUCGGUACACGACACUCUACCAACGAGGGCGUCUUGCCAGACAGGGAAAGACGAUGCAUCCACGACUGAGUCAACGCGAGAGCAGGAAGAAGAUUGCUCUAAUACUAACCUAUUCUCAGCGUUGGCUGCCACAGCCUUAUGUCAAGGCAUUCUAUCUGUGAUGCUCCUCUCGUUCUUCAGGGCAAUUUGCUCAGAUUACCUCAAAGAAAAUCCUGGGCCGUAUUCGAGACACAACGUCGACAACAUCGUGUCUCACGUUGUCUCUUACUCUUUGAGCUCUUUGCUCUUUGCAAUAUACACUGGUGUAGAUUGCACAAUUCUAUCUGUGACAGUGUACAUGUUUUUGAUCUGGUGGAUGUCGUCAAAAGAUUCCGUCAUGUUACUCGAUAAAAUUGACACGACAGUUUUCUUGAUAAUCAUUACCCUUUUCCUCCUCGUUUGGUUCCUUUAUACCCGCAUUUCCCCUUUCCUGCGAUUGCGGAGAAGGUAG